AUGGGCCAAAUGAUGGGAUCAUACAGUGCCCGGGAAGUUGAUUUAUACAUGGAUGAUAAACCAACUUUUGAUCACCAGGCAGGGUUUCAAUUUGAGAGGAAACAACGAGAAAUGGUAGCACAAGAAGAACACCUAGUAUCCGCUAUGAUUCCCCCAAAGUAUAGAGAUUAUUGUUCUCACCAUUUGCUGGAGUAUCAAGUGUGCCGCUACAAAAAUAUGCCAAUGCUCUACAGAUGUGCCCAUGAAAAACAUAAUUAUUUGAACUGUGAACACCAAGAUUAUGUUCUACGAAUGAAAGAGUUUGAACGUGAACGCCGUUUACGCUUACGUGAAAAUCGUCUUGUAGGAGCGGCAUAA
Molecule: messenger RNA, 357 nt
Organism: Leptosia nina
Lineage: Eukaryota; Metazoa; Arthropoda; Insecta; Lepidoptera; Pieridae
Source: the annotation of a GenBank genome assembly